Molecule: messenger RNA, 2425 nt
Organism: Gymnogyps californianus (California condor)
Lineage: Eukaryota; Metazoa; Chordata; Aves; Accipitriformes; Cathartidae
Gene: PLK1
Product: polo like kinase 1
Exons: 10
Coding region: 86-1879 (597 amino acids)
Biological process (GO): mitotic cell cycle; protein phosphorylation; regulation of cytokinesis
Cellular component (GO): cytoplasm; spindle pole; centrosome
Molecular function (GO): protein serine/threonine kinase activity; protein binding; ATP binding
Source: RefSeq, a predicted model, not a curated record
GCCUGCUGCCUGCUCCCGCCGCCUCACCCUGCCUCGGCCCGGCGCAGCUCCCGCUCCCCCAGCACCCGCAGCGGCCCGGCCCAGCAUGAGCGCGGCGGGCGGCAAGGCGACGCGGCCGGCGGCCCUGGCGGAGCCGGGGCGAGCGGGCGGCUCAGCGGCGGCGGCGGGCGGGAAGGAGGUACCGAAGGUGCUGGUGGACCCGCGGACCCGGCGGAGCUUCGUGCGCGGGCGGUUCCUGGGGAAGGGCGGCUUCGCGCGGUGCUACGAGCUGGCGGAGGCGGAGAGCCGUGAGGUGUUCGCCGGCAAGGUGGUGCCCAAGUCGCUGCUGGUGAAGCCGCACCAGAAGGAGAAGAUGUCCAUGGAGAUCGCCAUCCACCGCAGCCUGGCCCACCGCCACGUCGUCGGCUUCCAGGGCUUCUUCGAGGACGCCGACUUCGUCUACGUCGUGCUGGAGCUCUGCCGCCGUAGGUCGCUGCUGGAGCUGCACAAGCGGCGGAAGGCGCUGAGCGAGCCCGAGGUGCGGUACUACCUGCGCCAGACCAUCCUGGGCUGCCAGUACCUGCACAGCCACCGCGUCAUUCACCGGGACCUCAAGCUGGGCAACCUCUUCCUCAGCGACGACAUGGAGGUGAAGAUCGGUGACUUUGGCCUGGCCACCAAAGUGGAGUACGAUGGCGAGCGCAAGAAGACCCUGUGUGGGACCCCCAACUACAUUGCCCCGGAGGUGCUGGGCAAGAAGGGGCACAGCUUCGAGGUGGACAUCUGGUCCCUCGGCUGCAUCAUGUACACUCUGCUGGUGGGGAAGCCGCCUUUUGAAACUUCUUGUCUAAAAGAAACGUACAUCCGAAUCAAGAAGAACGAGUAUACUAUUCCCAAGCAUAUCAACCCUGUAGCUGCUAACCUCAUCCAGAAGAUGCUGAGGUCCGACCCUGCCACGCGCCCAACCAUUGACGAGUUGCUGAACGACGAGUUCUUCACGUCGGGGUACAUCCCCAGCCGCUUGCCUACCAGCUGUCUCACCGUUGCACCUCGAUUUUCAAUUGCUCCCAGUGGACUCGAACUGAACGGGCGAAAGCCGCUGACUGCCCUCAACAAAGGACCAGACAGCCCUGCGCUAGAGAACUUGCCCGAAAAGGAAGAUGUAGCUGGGCUGCGGGAGCUGGGAGAUGCUGUCGACGGUCACUUAGCGGACAUGUUACAGCAGCUGACUGCAGUCAACUCGGCCAAGCCCUCCGAGAGAGUGGCAGUGCGACAAGAAGAAGCUGAAGACCCAGCCUGCAUUCCCAUCUUCUGGGUUAGCAAAUGGGUGGACUACUCGGAUAAAUAUGGUCUAGGUUACCAGCUGUGUGACAACAGCGUUGGAGUUCUCUUCAACGACUCCACUCGUCUUAUUAUGUACAAUGAUGGGGACAGCUUGCAGUACAUCGAGCAAAACAGCACCGAGUCCUACUUCACUGUGAGAUCCUACCCCUCUGCCUUGAACAAGAAGAUAACGCUAUUGAAAUACUUCCGGAACUACAUGAGCGAGCACUUGCUGAAGGCGGGUGCUAACAUCACGCCGCGGGAAGGAGACGAGCUGGCCCGUUUACCCUACCUCUGCACGUGGUUCCGGACCCGCAGCGCCAUCAUCCUGCACCUCAGCAACGGCACUGUGCAGAUCAACUUCUUCCAGGACCACACCAAAGUCAUCUUGUGCCCUCUCAUGGCUGCUGUCACGUACAUAGAUGAGAAACGGGACUUCCGCACGUACAAGCUGAGCCUCAUUGAGGAACACGGAUGCUGCAAGGAGCUGGCCAGCCGGCUCCGCUAUGCUCGCACCAUGGUGGAGAAGCUCCUCAGUUCAAAGUCUGGCUCAGCCCGUGUGAAACCCUCUGCUUAGACCUUGUUCUCGAUGGACUCAACAUCUGUGCCAAACUGUCCCAGCUGUGGAUGGGGAGGUCUAGUAGCAUCCCUGCUCGCGUUGUAACCUCCCAUCGCACAGCUGGGCUCCCACUCCUGGCGACGGUCUAGUUGCCACAAGGAAGCCCCUGAUGCUGUGGAAACAGCGUUGCUCACUGACUGGUACCCAAAGGUUUCUUGCUCCCCACUCCUAAUAGAAAGUCUGUUUUUUUAAUUGCAUACCUAGUCUUUUUUUCUAACUUCCCAAAACCAAAAGCCUGACUCAAAAACCAACCCUCUUGUUUGAGGCACCUGGGCCUUCUCUUGAGAGAACGAAGCACGGGGAGAGCAGAACUAUCAUGUAAGUUAUUUGUACAUGUCUGUGCCAAUGCUCUCUAGGCUUUUGUUUCCUCUUGUAGAAAUUCAGGUAAGAUAUUUAACAGGCCCAGGGUGAGACUGAGCAAUCAGCCUUUUAAUACCGAAAUUAAUCUACAUGAAACAAACUUUUGUAUAUUGCAUAACUUGAUUAAAGAUUGUUCGCUGCAGC